Molecule: messenger RNA, 2433 nt
Organism: Styela clava
Lineage: Eukaryota; Metazoa; Chordata; Ascidiacea; Stolidobranchia; Styelidae
Product: vacuolar protein sorting-associated protein 33B-like
Biological process (GO): vesicle-mediated transport
Source: RefSeq, a predicted model, not a curated record
GUACGGUAGUCUGAUAAUAUAAUAAGAUAUCAUAAAACAUCCUGGUUUUCUAGUAUUGGAGGAAUGUGAAUCUAUAAUUUCAUGUGAUUUGUGAUCCAGUAAUUCAAUAUUAAAGGAAAGACUGAAAGAUGUCGUCUAUGCAACCGAAAAUUCCUGAUAUGAGCGUGUUGAAGGAUUAUGCUCAAGAACAGCUCACAGUCUUGCUUGAAAACUUCUAUGGAAAAAAGGACUUGGUCAUAGAUCCAGAUCUUAUGACACCUCUUGAUCGGCUGACUGGCUUAACUUUUCUAAAGCAACGAGGAGUAGAUAAAAUAUUCAAAUUGGAGCAUAAGGAAAUACUUGGAGGAUGUGAUCAACGAGUUUAUAUUGUACGUCCCGAAAUAAACAAUAUGAAGCAUAUUGCUGCACAUGUACUAUCGGACAAACGAUCAGAAAAACUUCGAAAAUAUAGAGUUUUGAUGGUUCCAAGACGUUUGUCUAUUUGUGAAAUGGUGCUAGAACAAGAAGGUGUUAUAGGAUUUUUAACAAUAGAAGAUCUACAUAUUGAUUUAAUCCCUGUAGAUGUUGAUAUUGUGUCACUGGAAUUACCUCAACUCUUAAACUCAUUUUUUAUGGAUGGAGAUCAGACAUGGUUGCACACAGUUGCACGAUCUAUUGUAAACUUGCAAGCGAUUUUUGGUUCUAUUCCAAACAUUUAUGGUCAAGGAAAUUCUGCUUCGAUGGUUGAUGAUCUUGUUAAAACACUGACAGUUGAAUUGGAAGAAAAACGAACUUCAUUGGAGACCAAUAUUGGACAUCUUGUAUUGAUAGAUAGAGAUGUCGACUAUGUUACACCACUUUGUUCACAGGUCACAUAUGAAGGCUUAUUGGAUGACAUAUUUGAAAUCAAAUGUGGAGUGAUAGAAUUUGGAGAAGAGGUGACUGGGUCAGAGAAGAGUGUUAAAACUGUGUUAAAUUCUAGUGAUGAGAUUUUUCAAGAAAUAAGAGAUAGACAUUUCACUAAUGUGUUUCAAUUUUUGAGUGUGAAAGCAAAAGAGGUUCAAGCUGGAUAUGACAAGAGACAUGACAUGAGAGAAUUGAGCAAUUUGAAGAAAUUUGUCCAAGAAGAUCUGAAGGGAUUAAAGCAGGUGCAUAGAUCAAUAACAUUACACAUAGGUGCUAGUGAGGUGAUUCUGAAAAGCAAAACGAAAGGUUCACUCAAGAAAGGGGAUCUACAAGAUGUUCUUAGGAUUGAGCAUCACCUACUAGAAGGAGUUGAGUCAAGAGAGUGCAUGUCUUAUGUGGAGGAAUGCAUUCAUCGACAGUAUGACAUAUUGUUAACAUUAAGGUUGAUUUGCUUACUCUCAUGCACAUCUAGUGGUUUAUUACCUAAGGAUCUACAAAACAUUCGACACCAAUUUCUCCAGAGUUAUGGCUAUGAAUAUAUGUUGACUUUAUUUAAUUUGAAGAAGGCAGGCUUGUUAACAGAGGCACAAAAAGAAGGGCAGUCAACAACUUCCAUUGAAGCAAACCUCAAUAAAUAUGCUGAAAAGGCAGUGAUGGGUCCCGCUGUAUCAUACGUUGCUAGCUCAUUAGCUUCUUUACAGAAGCGAGACUGGUUUAGAACCGUCAGUAAGAAGUUAAGUCUCAUUCCAAAAAAUACUGCGGGACAAUAUAACUUGAAAAACCCAGAAGAUAUGGCCUAUGUUUUUGGUGGUGCGUACGUUCCAUUGACAUGCAGGCUCGUGGAGCAAGCAUUGCAAAGACAAGGUUGGGGUGGACUAGAAGAUGUAAUGCGCCAUUUACCAGGAAAGUGCUUUGAACGUUUAGAAGCUAAAUCUGCGAAAGGCAAAGGUGCUGGGAGUGGGGGAUUUGGAACAGACUCGUCAUCAAAAGUGGUGUUGGUUUAUUUUAUUGGAGGUGUUACAUACUCUGAAAUAGCGGCAUUAAGAUUUUUGGGAAGGAAAAAUGGAUACAGAUUUAUUAUUGCUACCACUGCAAUUAUCAAUGGAACAAGGAUGUUGAAUUCUUUUAUAGAACGACCUUCACAUAACUAGUAAUGUAGUAUCCAAACGGUUGAUAUCAUUGAAUUGAAAGGACUCAACUGCUGGAAUGUUUGUGCCGGAAGUUCGUUACCAAACUGCUUGGUAAUCGACUACAAGGCACUGAUGGAAUGUCGAACAACCUGCCACAUGAUGUCAAAAUCCUAUUAUUUGAGUUCCUUAUCCUGCACUUCAUCUGUGCUGGUUGUGUUUUAGAGCUCACAGACUGAAUCAAAUAUGAAUUCCAGUACUUGUGCAGAUUAUUCAUGUUCUUUUAAAUGACUUUUUAUUUUGCUAAUAUAUAAUCAUGAUUAAGUGUAAUAAUCCAUCGAUCUGUUUUAAACUGCGAAUAUUUUCUACUCUGCUUGCAAAUAAAACCUACUCAAAAUCCGAUUAUACUUUGAAAAAUUAA